CCGGGUCUGGACGCGCGGUUCGCCGGGGGCGCGGGGGGCGUGGGGGGCGCGGCGCCAUGGUGCUGAGCCCGGUGAUCGGGAAGCUGCUGCACAAGCGCGUGGUGUUGGCCAGCGCCUCCCCGCGCCGCCGGGAGAUCCUCAGCCAAGCGGGCUUCAGGUUCGAGGUGGUGCCUUCCAGGUUCAAAGAGAAGCUCGAUAAAGCCUCCUUCCCCACCCCCUACGCCUACGCCGUUGAAACAGCCAAGCAGAAGGCCUUGGAGGUGGCCUGCAGGAUGUACCAGAAAGAUCUCCGGGCCCCCGACGUCGUCAUCGGAGCGGACACCGUCGUGACGAUCGAGGGGCUGAUCCUGGAGAAGCCGGUGGACAAGCAGGACGCCUACAGGAUGCUCUCCAGGUGCGUCCGGGACUCUGCGCCUCGGGGAAGCAGCUCGGCCUCAGGUGCAGCCUGGGGCGGGGCCAGCACUGUGGGCGGCCGGCUGGACACGCAGGUGACCGAGUUUCACGAGGAGACCGCGGUGACGUUCUCGGAGCUGUCGGAGCAGCUGCUGUGGGAGUACAUCGACAGCGGGGAGCCCAUGGACAAGGCGGGCGGCUACGGGAUCCAGGCGCUGGGCGGCAUGCUGGUGGAGCGCGUCCGCGGGGACUUCCUCAACGUCGUGGGCUUCCCGCUGAACCGCUUCUGCAAGACGCUGGCGGAGCUGUACUACCCGCCGCGCCGCGAGGACCUGCCCCGGGUCAGGCACGACUCCAUCCCCGCCGUGGACACCUUCGACGUCCCCAGCGACUCGGAGGCGGGCGGCUCCCGCGCUGCCCCGGGCGACGGGGGCCGCGGCCGCGCAGGCGCAGAGGCGGGCGUUGACUCCGCGCAGGCUCCUGCUGGCGCGCAGCGCGCGGUCGCCGCCGGGAAGGUGGAGGACCCGCCGCCGUUCCCAUCGGACCUCCUAGAACUCAUAGACGGCUUUAAAGCAUCGAAGGCCCUGUUCACGGCUUGCAAGCUGAAGGUGUUUGAUGCCCUGAAAGAUGAAGCCCCCCUGAAGGCGGUGGAUGUUGCACGCAAAAUUGAUGCCUCUGUGUGUGGAACUGGGCGGCUCCUGGAUGUCUGUGUGGCCCUGGGAUUAUUGGAGAAGACAGACAGAGGUUACCGGAACACACAACGAGCCGAGCGGCACCUGGCGUCGGAGGGCGCGGGUUCUCUGCGCGGCCUCAUCGCCUACAACGAUGAGCGCGCCUGGGACGUCUUCACGCACCUGGAGAGUGCAGUCCGGGGGGGCGCCCAGCAGGCUCCGGGGAGGCAGGCGGAGGCCCCGUCCCAGAGCAAGGAGAGGAGGCUGCAGUUCAUGCGAGCCAUGCACGGCCUCACCAGCCUGACGGCGCGCCCGGUGGCCACGGCCUUCGACCUGUCCCGCUUCUCCUCCGCCUGCGACCUGGGAGGCUGCACGGGUGCCCUGGCGGGCGAGCUGGCCCAGGAGUACCCGCACCUCAAGGUGACCGUGUUUGACCUCCCAGAGGUCAUCGAGCACGUCGCGUGUUUUCUCCCUGAGGGACGGCCGACCGAACGGAUCAGCUUCGUGCCAGGUGACUUCUUCAAGGACGGCCUCCCGGACGCCCAGCUGUACAUCCUUUCCAGAAUUCUCCACGACUGGCCGGACGACAGAGUGCAGGAGCUGCUGAGCCGGGUGGCGGGCAGCUGCAAGCCAGGCGGCGGCCUCCUGGUGGUGGAGGCGGACCCGGAGCAGCGCGCCGCCCCCGCCAGCCUGUCUGCGGCCCUGAACGCGCUGGUGCGGCCGCAGGGCAGGGAGCGCUCGGCGGCCGAGUACCGCCUCCUGCUGGAGCAGCACGGCUUCCGCGACGUGCGGGUGGCGCCCGCGGGGCACGGGCUGCACGUGGUCCUGGGCACCCGAGCCGCGGCGCCCUGAGGCCGCCGACACCCGCGCUGCCCCAGGGGGCCGACUGGGGUCCCCCCCCCCGAACUUGGCCGUCAGCUGCAGCAUUCACCCGCAUCCGCCCGCCGUGGAAGCGCACAGAUUAAACCUGCAAAACGCACUUGCUCCCAGCUCGUUUGUGGGCGCAGAGCCCCCGCAGGCCGCGUGCGGGGCGGGGCGGGGUCGGCAGGGUCUUGUCCGAGGUCCGGGUAGAGACACGCCCCCCACCCCACACCCCCAACCGUGGAAAGGCCUCGAGGAGCUCAGGGGCGCGGUGGGAGGGCGCCUCGGCCCCUCCGGCUCCAGGAUUGUGCACCCUCCUCGCUCACGCGUGUGUUACACGUGUUUGUGCAUGUGACUCACAGCAGGCGCGACCCGGGGGCGCCCUCCGCCGGAUGCGUGUGACUUCCGGCACCUGCCCUACACGCGACCCGGGGGCGCCCUCCGCCGGAUGCGUGUGACUUCCGGCACCUGCCCUACACGCGACCCGGGGGCGCCCUCCGCCGGAUGCGUGUGACUUCCGGCACCUGCCCUACACGCGACCCGGGGGCGCCCUCCGCCGGAUGCGUGUGACUUCCGACACCUGCCCUACACGCGACCCGGGGGCGCCAGGUCUCCUACCCUCUGCCCGGACCCUGGGACGCACGGCCGCCUCCCUCCACGUCCACGAAACCGCCCAGAAGUCGUGUCUUUACGAAGCGGGUGGCUCACGAGGCGGCGGUGUAUCAGUUCAGGACGGCUUUGCCACCAACGUCCCCAAGCGACCCGUUUCCCGCUCAAGUCCGUUGUCUGUUUCAUUAAUUCCUCGCGUCUUCAGGGAGCGGGUGUGUUCUGUGUAUUGGGGCGAAAGUAAACACCCACCAGCUCGCAA
Molecule: messenger RNA, 2793 nt
Organism: Hyaena hyaena (striped hyena)
Lineage: Eukaryota; Metazoa; Chordata; Mammalia; Carnivora; Hyaenidae
Gene: ASMTL
Product: acetylserotonin O-methyltransferase like
Exons: 12
Coding region: 57-1916 (619 amino acids)
Molecular function (GO): O-methyltransferase activity; nucleoside triphosphate diphosphatase activity
Source: RefSeq, a predicted model, not a curated record